AUGGAAGAAGAUUCCAACGAUCAGACACUCUUCUGGGGCAUAAAAGUUCCAGCUGGAAAGACAAUUAACUUCAAAUACGAAGAAGAUGCAUAUCUCUUGAUAACAAACGUCUCUUUAGGCGAGCUUCCAGAAAAUCCAGUAUCAGAUCCUUGCGAACUUAUCCUUCAUUUAUCUACAGUCGAUCUUCAGAAUUUUGAUGAAGAGAAACAAGAUGCUCCACUUAUUGAUCACGAAAUCAAACUUGCAACACUUCGUGCCGGAAUUAAUGAACACGAACUCAUUUCUCAGAACUUCUCACCACUAAAUUCAAACUUCAAAUUCCAAAAUAGUGGACAAUACGACAUUUAUGUUUCUGGAUAUUACGCUCCAUUUGAAGAUGCUGAGGAAGAAGAAUACAACGAAGAAGAGGAAGGCGAUGGUGAAGAAGGUGACGAAGCUGCCGAAAACGAAACAUCCGAAGCAAAGGAGGAAGCAGCAAACAAGAAAUUAUUAGAAUUUGUUAAGAGACACACCGCAAAAUAA
This is a messenger RNA of Trichomonas vaginalis G3, 522 nucleotides long. RefSeq names its product nucleoplasmin-like domain family. Lineage: Eukaryota; Parabasalia; Trichomonadida; Trichomonadidae. The transcript has a single exon. The record is from RefSeq and is a predicted model, not a curated record. The coding region runs from base 1 to 522 and encodes 173 amino acids.